Molecule: messenger RNA, 2301 nt
Organism: Clavispora lusitaniae ATCC 42720
Lineage: Eukaryota; Fungi; Ascomycota; Pichiomycetes; Serinales; Metschnikowiaceae
Source: RefSeq, a predicted model, not a curated record
AUGGAUGAUAAUUCUUUGAGCGAGUAUCAUAGUGAGCAGUAUCAUAGUGGGCUGAUCAUCGAGGAAGAGGAGGAGAAUGUCCCUGGAGGGCCUAAUAUAUCAACAAAUCAUAAGGAAGUGAUUGCUUCCAUCGAUGAAGAUCAUAGCCUUGAUUAUGAUCAUGACAUCGAUCAAAUGGAUGAGUACGAUGAGUUAUCACAAGAGGAAGGCCAUGCAGAUGAUGUGGAGAGUAAUAGCUAUGAGCAAGUGUCCCAACAGCCGUUCCAUUCGCUCCCCAACAGAAGACCAAAAUUAUCCGAUACCACAGGAGGAAAAUUCGAUCCAUCCCUUUUCGAGCAUGGUGGAAUGAGCAGUUCGUCGGCAGAAGAGGAAAGUGGAAUAUAUAAUGACGACAGUGAAGUUUCAGAGGCAGAUAUGACCCCCGGAGUUGACAUUGACAUGGCUAGUCAUCUCCUAAAUGCUAUGAACAAUACUCAAGUAAUUGACGGGGAAGACGAAUAUGACAUUGGUCAAAGCAUGGAACAUUCAUUCAAACCUAAAGUGGAAGACCAAGAGGACUAUGAGUAUAGUUUCAAGGAUGAUGAUGAAAAUCAAGAGACGAUAAGACACCUUGAAGAGGAAGAACGAAAAUCGCAAAAUGAUGAAAUCGUGGUUCUUUCCAGUGAAGACGAAGAAGACAUGUCUGGUCCUGAAAAUGCUUCAUCUGACUCCGAAGAAGAUUCACAUUUAUCUGGCCCUACCAAAUCUGACAAUGAAUCAAAUCGAAACCUCGACGAAGCACACGACUUGUUCACUAAUGAAGAACGCAGAAUUUCUCUUAAUGUGAUAAAUCAUAUUUCUUAUAAUGAUGAACAGCAUGAAGAAUGGACAGAAGAGGCUACUCAUGCUAACACUACUAUCGAUCCACUGUUGAACUCUAACCUAUUCGCAAACAUUGCACAAGAAGCGCUUGCUGACAUUCCUUCAACUUCUAAUGCGCUUUCCAGUGACUACCCUGCAGAUGUUGAAUCUGAUUUCAAUCGUGGGCAAGUUGCCGAGAUAGAGCAGAGCUCUGAGAUUAUCGACGAUAUGGUGAAAGGAAAUGAGCAGGCAGAAAUCGAUUUGCACUCUAAAACCACUGAAGAACAAGAAAAUAUUGUCAGCGAGGGCUCAUUAGCUGAUUCGGAGGCGGAUGUUGAAAAUAUUCAAGAUCAGGGUAUCAUGAUACCUAAAGCUAAUCUCAAAUAUCCUGUCUUCAAAACGAUCAAGCAAGAACUGCCAGAAGUAGUCUUGCAUAAAUUGGAAGAAACAGAGAAGAGGUUCCACAUAAAGUUACACACUCUUGAAAAUUUAAAAUCUGAACUUGGAAUUACUUCAAUAGAGCCCGAGGAGUCAGACUCCUUUUCGGCCACUGGUAAUACUAUAUAUGAGGAUGCCCAGGCGCUUGAAGAUGAACUAAUGCAAGAUAUCCUGCGAGUGGCUCAAGAAAUGGCCGAAGUUCAUGAACAAAUAGAAGCUAUUGAAAAUCCUCAGAAAUUCGUGGAAACUGAACUGAUUUUUCACGAGAAGGAAAAUGAAGAUAUGAACUCAGAGGACAAAAUAACGUACAAUCACAGUUCCUCGCUUAUGGCUACUCUGUCGAAUUUAAACGAUCCUAAGGAAUUUGUGGGCCUACAGGCUCUGAAUAUACUUAGUGAGAACGCGAGUAUUGAACCUGAGCCUAAAACUCAAAUCGUCCCAACCGUUUUGCCAAGAAAUGACGAUCCAAUUGAAAAGGAUAAUGCAGAUGAAACUGAUGUACUGCCUAAUCAAAUGGAGCCUGAAUCAAUCAAUGAUAUUCCUCAAGGUAUUGUACAAGACGAAAACGCACUGGAAGAAGAGAUCUUUCACGAUGCCACAAGCAGUUUGAAAGUUGAUAGGCAAAAGUCGACUAUUGACAACGAAUGCGAAAAUAAGUCUGUGAGUGAUAGUGUGCCCAGAGACACAUGUCUCAACACUAGCUUCAUGAAUACAAAUGAGAAUGCUGACAGUGUGAAAACAAAUGCUAAUACGAAUGGGAGAAAGUCAGAUGAUGAAUGUAACUUCUCUCAAAAUUUUCAAGAGGGCAUUACCAAUCAACAUACGGAUGAAGAAAUGUUCAGCGCAACAGAUGACUAUGCUGAAAAUCCCGUAUCUGAUACAGCUUCAGUUAUUCAGGAAGAUCUUUCAUUUGAUUCCCAGGAUGCUGAAAACCAUCCAGGGCAAGAUUCCUCUAAUGCUGAAGAGACGCUUGAAAGAGAAAGAGAUAGAAUAUUUGAAAAUGCUGCUGAACCCCAGUGCUGA